CCCAGUCUUCUCAUCUGUGGAAGACGGUGAUGGUACUUCUUAGGAUGAUGGACAGUGGGGUCAACUGUUCUGCAGUGUUUGGAACGUUGGGCUCUGAACAAGGACACUCUGUACAUUAUGAGCAUCACUGAAGCCCAAGAGCAUGGCUGGUGGUGGCCCUUAAGAUGCAUUUUGGACGUUCUUGGGAAUCAUAUUGACAUUUGCUGAUAUAAACAUUCUCUGGGCAUAAAAUGUGCUCUCUGCAGCUGGUGCACAUCACCGCCCCACACUCCUGUGAUGCAGACCGACUGCCAUGGUCCCUGAGAGACACCCCUUUCCAUCUCCUCCUUGUCCUGAGACCUUUCCAGGCUAGCAAGCACAUGGUAAAUGGAGUGGAGAGGCUUCCCACCUGUGUAUGGAGCAAUUUCUCCUCUCUGAUUCCUCAGGACAGAACAAGACCCAAACGUGGAGACCUCAUUGAAAUUUUUCGUGGCACAUUUGAACACUGGGCCAUCUAUGUGGGGAAAGGCUAUGUGGUGCAUCUGACUUCACCAAGUGAAGCGGCAGGACCUAGCGUGAGCGGCUUGGGUUCCGUCCUGGGUAACAGAGCCAUAGUGAAGAAGGAGCUGCUGUCGGUGGUGGCUGGAGGAAACAAGUACCGGGUCAAUAACAAGAACGAUAACAAGUAUGAGCCACAGCCACCUGACAAAAUUGUCCAGCAGGCAGAGGAAAUGGUGGGGAAAUACAUUCGCUAUUCAUUGACCGAGAACAACUGUGAGCACUUUGUGAACAAGCUGCGCUACGGAGUUUCCCGCAGUGACCAGGAUUCGCCUUCAGGGCAGUGGCCAGAAAACUGCGGAACAGUUAAUAAAUCCAAGGCGUYAUGUUGGCGGCACCAGUUAACUCUGGGGGAUUUGAGCAAGCUGGUUUACAGAUCUCACUCUCUUCUGUAAUCAUGAGCACUUGGGUUAGUAAAGCUGAAUCAAAGCACAGGAUGCCUUUAUCUGAGGGAAAUGCUGCCAGCACAAAUUCUAUUAAAGAGGAGAUUGCACAAUA
Urocitellus parryii (Arctic ground squirrel) is the source of this 1035-nucleotide messenger RNA. The record is from RefSeq and is a predicted model, not a curated record. NCBI's taxonomy places the organism in Eukaryota, Metazoa, Chordata, Mammalia, Rodentia, Sciuridae.